Acanthaster planci (crown-of-thorns starfish) is the source of this 2595-nucleotide messenger RNA. RefSeq lists its product as uncharacterized. NCBI's taxonomy places the organism in Eukaryota, Metazoa, Echinodermata, Asteroidea, Valvatida, Acanthasteridae. The record is from RefSeq and is a predicted model, not a curated record.
GCUAACAGUACGCGCCGUGUACUUAUCCGGGGAGGUGGUGUUUUUUCGUGCAGUGUGCACUUGGGCUUGAUUUGUAGCUGUUUUUUGCGAGGUUUGUACGAUUAAUGAAUUUAAGUUUGGACACCGAUCUUCAACACUCGAACAUGUGAAGGUAUUCCCCCGUUUUUCUCAUAAAUAAUUCGGUUCUUUGAAGCUGCAACUCGGCAUCGGGGACGGCUCAGUGGUUUGGUCUGGACGUUUUGUAAACUGACAAAUAAAAGGCCAUCUCUUCUUAAGAAAUCCAGUCGGCUUUAUUCUCCUUGAUCAAAUAUUCAGAAGCUCGUGUUAUUGUUCCUAUGUCCGGACAUUGUCUGCCUUAUAAUGGACAUCAUGUAACCAAGCAAUGGAAAGAUCACAGCGGGACAUCAAGAUCGAUUCGUGAAGAGGCAAUGACUCAGAAUCUGAGGCAGUAAGUCAUCCAAGUCGUUGAAGCGAUCUCUUACAUGUAGUUUUCUGAGGAAUUGGUUGGUUCUUCGUCCGACUUCCGUGGCCCGAGAGCAUAUUUGCAACCUAAUACAAGGAUAUGAGCUCACGGUGAUGAUGCACAGUCCAUCUUAAUCCGCAUCUUAUCCGCAUCGUCGGCCCUCUGUGAGGAUGGAUUCCCUGUCCUCAUCUAUCCCUGCCGGCAACACACGCUACCCUCGCAAGAUGCAGACGGCAAUCUCUUAUGAGCAUCUGGACCGUGACUUCAUCACUGCGUCCCGUCAAGAUGCCGCCUCUCGCCGCUCGCAUCACUUGAGGACCACCUCCUUGCCCAAGAUAGCCACGGGCCGAAGUGUCCGCAGUGCCAAGAAGUUGUGGGAGGACCAUGAGCGCAUCGAGGUGCAAUCCAAGGUGCAAAAGGAAAAUGAGAGACAACCUGAAGUCCCACCUUUGAGAGUUCCCAAAAAUCCCCACGGUCUCUACAAACACACCGUGCAACCUGUCAAGCCAUUUCACAUACUUCAUAGUCCCUCCGACUACGGCCAGGCCAAGCACCAACUACGGGAGCUGUAUGCACAGGUCACGUACCUGUCCAAUGCUGUUAGGAACUGCGAUGGCUCGGCCAGUUAUAAGGGUAUGUGUAAACAGCAGCGCAGCCACAACAGCGAUGACAACAACCCCUUGCGUCUACACUGGCCCUCCUCAAACAAUAGUGUUCCAAUACCCCGCCUUCUGUUACCAGUGAUGCCGGGUACCAACACCAAAUGGUACUCCUGGAAGGUGGACACACCUAGAGAAGAGUCCUCCCCACGGGUUAGGGGGGAGAAGCAGGGAGGUGGAAAUGACAAAAGAUAUACAGCAUCAGCACCCGUAUCCCGAAGUUUGGACUUCCUAGAGAGAUACGGCAAGAACACAAACUGUGCGGCUUCCACUGUGGACGACUCUGGAGGUAGAUGGUCUAAGAACAAAAAAGAGGCUUGCACAAAGUCUCAGGAGGGACACCUCAGUAUUAAAAGUGCCGAUGGGACAGACAUCACAGAGUCACUUGCUUCAAGUUCCCUGUCGUCAAUCAUUAAAUAUGAUGCCAACAAAUUCAAGCUGAAGGACGAUGAGGUGGUUGCUGGGAAAGCCAUCUUCCUGACCCAGUCAGAACAUCAGAAAAUGUCAAGCGUGGAGGAGGUGCACACUGAUGUGGCAGGCGUCAGUUGCCAUGGUGACUAUAAGAAAGAAAUAGAAAAUGCAGCACCUGAGAGGAAUAUGUCAAAUGACGAAGAUGUCAAAGGGAAAAGUGGAACGUUGGAAGAAAUCAGGGAAUGGAGUCAGGAAGAUGAAAUGGAUGCAGUUGCACGAGUAAAUGUUACAGUUGCCGAACCCGUUGAAAACCCUGCAUCAGAUGACCCUCAGUGUUCCAUGCGUGAUGAUCUUGCUGAUAAUCUGCUUCUUCAACAGGAAGAUAAAAAUGUCGAACAGGUCGGCAUGGCAACAGGUAAUGAACUGGAGGCAAAAGCUUCAGAUGACAAUCAGGAAGUUACUAAUUCUUGCAAUAACCACUGCGACAGUGACGAGGCUCUGCAAAGCAAAGCAGAUGGCUCUGUAACUAUGGCAACACAGGACGAAAAUUCCAAUUCCAACAAACAAGAUGUUUUAGAAGAGCCAAGCAACAACGAGGGGGCCCAAGAUGUCUCUGAUGACAAAACAGACCAACAUCAAGUGAUUAUGCUCAGCAAAGACAUUCUAGACUCUGAACAAGUCUCCCCAGGAGCAAAUCAUUCUGUUGCAGCUGAAACCAACCAUGAACAGACUGAGAGCGAGUGUAGAGACGCCUCUGAGGAAGUACUACCAAAUGAGAAGUGUGAAGACAGUGGUACAUGAUUGUGUUUAAAACAUAGAAAUUUCAACCACUGUAUUCUUGCUUGUGUAAAGAAAAAGUCAGGCAGUUGACUGCCGUGCACUAGAGGCCCCCAGUAAUGGAGGAAUCAACUUAUCAGCUGUUGUAUGAAGUAACUAGCCCCUGAUGGUCUUUUUUUCAACAUUUAACACUAGGCUCCCAUCACUGCUGAAGGUUCUUGAGUGUUCAGAAGCACGUAUGUGAAGUUGCCCUCACAGGUUCAUCACAAUACCAGUCAGUGGUAU